AUGACCCUCGCAGUGGUGACCUGUCGGCUCCUCUCAAAGGCGUUUGGAGCGCACGGCGGCUUCGUCGCGUGCUCCUCGCCGCUGCAUCAGCUCCUCCUCUCGCGCGGCCGAGCAGGCAUCUACUCCACCGCACUGCCGCUGCCGGCGGUGGCGGCGGCGGACGCCGCUCUCGCCCUCGCCACACCGCAGCGGCGCGCGCAGCUCUGGGCGCGCGUAUGCGCCUUCGAGGCGGCCAUCGGCAGCGCGCCUCGCCAGGCCUGCGGCGCCGCGCGAGGCCCGCUGAAGGCGUGCGGCUGGCGCAGCCCGAUCGUGCCGAUCGAGGUGGGGAGCGAGGCGGCGGCGCUCGAGGCGUCGGCGAGGCUGCAGCGGUCCGGUUUCCUCGUGCCCGCCAUCCGCCCGCCCACCGUGCCCGAGGGGACGUCCCGCUUGAGGGUGGUCGUCACGGCCGGCCACGAGGAGGAGGAGGUGGCGGAGCUCGCUCGCGCGCUGAGCGAGUCGGGCGUGCUGCGGCUGCGGGACGCGCACGCGCGCGGGGAGGGGGAGUACUAA
Messenger RNA from Emiliania huxleyi CCMP1516, 549 nucleotides. RefSeq lists its product as hypothetical. Gene Ontology annotation, molecular function: pyridoxal phosphate binding. Gene Ontology annotation, biological process: biosynthetic process. The record is from RefSeq and is a predicted model, not a curated record. The transcript has 2 exons. NCBI's taxonomy places the organism in Eukaryota, Haptophyta, Isochrysidales, Noelaerhabdaceae. The coding region runs from base 1 to 549 and encodes 182 amino acids.